AUGAACGAACAAUCAGAGGGAACAAAAAAUAUUCAACAGGACAGUCAAGAAGAUGAUCAACUGGAAAAGAAAAGAUCCACCUAUAGAGAAAGAAGUAAUUCUGCAGUUAAAUCUGCACAAAUCACUUCGGAAAAUCAAUCACAUACUAAAAAUUUGGAAGAAUUAACCGAGGAAAUGUUUUCGGAUUUUAUUCAAUUAUUGCAAGGAGAAAUGCAAGCAGGAUUUAACGAACUUGAUUUAUUACAACAAAUGAAUGGAGCCAUCUCCAAGAAAUAUGAAAAUUUGAAUGGUAGAGUGGAUAUUGUUCAUUCAAAUCUUCAAAAAAUGAUGAAACUUUAUGAAAAUUUACAAAAUAAUUUUCAAGAAGUCGAUGCUAUUGAUCAAUCUGUUUCUGAAUUGGCCAAUGUUGUAAAUUAUUUAGAUCAUUACACAAAACAAUUAGAACUUCAAUUAAAACCUUAUUUAUAA
Naegleria gruberi is the source of this 468-nucleotide messenger RNA. RefSeq lists its product as uncharacterized. The transcript has a single exon. Gene Ontology annotation, cellular component: gamma-tubulin complex; BLOC-1 complex; BORC complex. Gene Ontology annotation, molecular function: gamma-tubulin binding. The record is from RefSeq and is a predicted model, not a curated record. NCBI's taxonomy places the organism in Eukaryota, Heterolobosea, Eutetramitea, Acrasida, Naegleriidae. Gene Ontology annotation, biological process: endosomal transport; lysosome localization. The coding region runs from base 1 to 468 and encodes 155 amino acids.